Papaver somniferum (opium poppy) is the source of this 1426-nucleotide messenger RNA. RefSeq names its product EEF1A lysine methyltransferase 2-like. Bases 221 to 1213 code for a protein of 330 amino acids. NCBI's taxonomy places the organism in Eukaryota, Viridiplantae, Streptophyta, Magnoliopsida, Ranunculales, Papaveraceae. The transcript is spliced from 7 exons. Gene Ontology annotation, biological process: peptidyl-lysine dimethylation; peptidyl-lysine monomethylation. The record is from RefSeq and is a predicted model, not a curated record. Gene Ontology annotation, cellular component: cytoplasm. Gene Ontology annotation, molecular function: protein-lysine N-methyltransferase activity.
UCGAAAAGAAAGAAAAACAGACGAAACUAGAAAAAAAGAAACAACAAUUCCAUAGUUUCCCCAAUUCAGGCUGAGUCCUCCUCCCUUGGUUCUCAUUCUUUACAUUUCUAUCAUCUCUACUACUAGCGCUCAAAGACUUACAUUUCAAAAAUCUAGGGUUUCGCUCUCUUCCAAUCUAUCUAUCUGCCUACUUUACAUACAUCUUGUUUGUUAAUUACUCAUGGCUGGGAUGAGAUGGCCACCAGAAGAUUCUGAGAUGUCUCAGAUACGACCAGUUACGGUAACUCCAGCGGACCUAAUCUCUGAUGAUGAUCGCUCUGUUGCAGCCGAUUCCUGGUCUAUAAAGAGUGAUUAUGGAAGUACUUUAGAUGAUGAACAGAGACACGUCGAUGCUUCUGAUGCGCUUUCCUCUGGGAUAUUUCGAGCUGCAUCCGAUUGCAGUUCGGAUAAGGAGGCGCCAGAUGCUGAAGUGGAACCUUCAGUUUUGGGUUUACAAAGCUACUGGGAUUCCACAUACGCUGAAGAGUUAGCAAAUUUUCAUGAACAUGGCCAUGCUGGUGAAGUUUGGUUUGGAGCUGAUGUCAUGGACACUGUUGCGGCUUGGACCAAGAACUUGUGCACCAAUGUUUCUCCAGAUAAUGUCCAAGAUCUUGCUAAUGAUGUCAGCAAAUCAGAUUCUGAGACACAUAGUGCUGAUUUGUCUACUUGGAGUGUGCUUGACAUUGGAACUGGCAAUGGUCUGUUUCUUCAGGAAUUUGCAAAGCAAGGGUUCACUGAUUUGAUGGGCACUGAUUAUAGCGAAGGGGCAGUUGACCUUGCUCGUGGCCUUGCUGAACGUGAUGGAUUUACCAACAUCGCCUUUAUGGUUGAUGAUAUUCUUGAGACUAAGUUGGAGAGGCAGUUCCGUCUUGUUGUGGAUAAGGGGACUCUUGAUGCUAUUGGUUUGCAUCCUGAUGGCCAUAUUAAAAAGAUUAUGUAUUGGGAUACGGUUGCAAAGUUGGUUUCCCCUGGUGGAAUGCUGGUUAUCACAUCAUGUAAUAGCACUAAGGACGAAUUGAUGCAAGAAGUUGAAGCUUUCAAUCAGAGGAAGCUUGCCGCUGAUCCCUUGGCUACUUCAUUUCGGUAUGUUAGUCAUGUGAGGACAUAUCCUACAUUCAUGUUUGGAGGAUCUGAAGGUUCACGUGUCGCUACUGUUGCAUUUGUCCGCAACUAGACGAGAAAUAUGAUAUUUUUCUUUAUAAUUUGCUUUUGGGUUUUAGAAAUUAUGGAUGGGUAGCAAAGAGUAGAGACAAGAGGGGGAAUGAAAGUGUUUGGAUAAAUAUUGGAAGGCAGACUAAAAUGGUCUUCAACUUAGAUUUCUGUUCAACUUAUUUGCCCCGUAAUUUUAAUGUUUGAUUUUAAUUCCCCGGAAUACCUCGUUUACCUC